UUUGCGCUGCAAAAAUAACCGCGUUAAAGUGAAAUAGCGUAAAAAGAGAUCGCGUAAAAAAAGGACUGAGGGUAAUUCAUGCUAAAUAACGUGAAAAUAUCUUGUCAAAUACAAGAGUUUUCUGUACAUGAAUUUGAUUUUGACGAUCCUUUUGGCAGCUAUAUCUGAUAGUGGUCCGAUAUUGGCGGUUCCGAGUAAUAAGAAGUUUACAUUUAUGGGCUCAAUGACAUAUUUGUUUACAUUUUAUAUAGUCUUCAACCCUUUCUUUACUUUUAACCAAGCUAACAGCAUUUGUUCAAAUUUAGCAAAGACAAGAAUCUUCACACAAUUUGGCACUGACUGAGCAACGCAACAAUAUUCGAAUUCUUUAGCUUUAAUUACUUUAGCAUACAGCCGUCAUUCAAGCUGGCCGAUCAUGUAGGGUUACCAUAUUCCCUGAUUUUGACCUUCGGCAGUGAUUCCCUGAGUUUCGUGAAAAAUCUCUGGUUUCUUCCUGAAUUGGCGAUUUUUUUAAUUAUUAUUUUUUUUUAGCUAGUGCCUGAAAAAAGUGAGCAUAUCGUUUUAGUCUAUUUGGGCGUUUUGAAUUUGCGCGCCACGCGUAGGAUGCAUUUACAAGAAUCGUAUCAUUCAUGGUUGCGUUCCAAAACUCGACCGUGUUCAACUCGCACAGGUUUUUUUUGGUAUAAUGCCCCUAUUGCGGUCUUCAACCCGACUUGGUCGAAUUGAAGUUAAGGCAAUUCAACUUCAGAUCAACCGAACUCUUUUUCGGUAUUGCGAACUUCAACUAAGUUCAGUCGAAGUAUGAUUGGCGUCGCCAACCUAAGAAAGGGAAAUUUGACAGAUAGUGAAACAGCUAAAAUUUUGUAAACGACAUAUUUAAACAAUUGAAUUCAGCUGUCGCUCGCGAAAAAGUGAAUAAACAUUAAAAUAAAUAAAAAAUGGAUAUAAGUUUUGAUUUAUAUUAAAAUGACGAAAAUAUUGGGGGCAAAAUUGAUGUGCUACGUAUACGAAAAAGCCUUCGUGAUCACUCAAAUCCAUUGGAGCUUCCAAAUGCAAAGUAAGCCAUAGUUUUUUCACAAUUGAGUGGCUUUUUAAUAAUAUUUGUUGCAGAUUCAUAAGUUAUUUUCGAUUAAAUAAAGAAGCAUUUUGUUUUUUACUGAAUGAGAUGAUGGAACAUUUCCGCAAACGUGUGCGAGGAACGGCCAUACCUCCUAUAUUAAAAUUAUGCGCAACUCUGCGUUUCCUUGCUGACGGUGGUUAUCAAAAAUGCAGUGGAAAUGAUUUUAACAUUGGGUUGGCGCAAUCUACGAUAUCUUUAGUAAUUAAAGAGGUUCUAAAUAUAAUUGAACAACGUAUUUGUGCCUAAUGGAUUAAAAUUCAAAUGACUGUGAAGAAGCAAAACGCUUCAAAAGUUUCAUUUUAUUCAAAAAGUGCUUUCCCGGGAGUAGUUGGUUGCAUCGACGGGACUCAUGUUCGCAUAAUCUCACCAAGAAAAGAAGUGCAUCAUCUUUAUCUUAACAGAAAGGGCUACUACAGUUUGAACGUGAUUACUCUUUGUGAUUCUAAAAUGUCUAUUCGGUAUGUAGAUGCUAGGCAUGCAAGCGCAAAUCAUGACUCUUUUGUUUUCAAUGUUAGCGAUUUGAAUGUGCAUUUACAGAACAACAUAAAGAAUAACACUUGGAUCUUGGGCGACGCUGGCUAUCCUCUGCACAAAUUUUUAAUGACGCCUUAUCGCUUGGCGAAAGCUUCUUCACUCUAAGCAAGCUACAAUACAGUAUGUACACUCAAGGGCCCGGAAUAUUGUAGAGCGGACAAUUGGUGUACUCAAUAGUAGAUUUCGAUGUCUUUUAUCUGUACGAGGUUUACAUUACACUCCUGAAAAGGCUACGCAAAUUGUGAAUGCUUGUUGCGCAUUGCACAAUAUUUGCCAACACUUUCAAGUGGAUUCUCCAGAAGAAAUACCAUCUACUUCAAAUACUACAAUGACCAAUGAUGUUUUGGACAUAGAAAGAGAAGAAGAGGAUACGACUCGAAUACUUCGCAAUAAUAUUAUGACUUUCCUCUAAAUAAUUAAAAUAUUAAAUUUCAUUUCUAAUGUGCUAUUUAU
Molecule: messenger RNA, 2107 nt
Organism: Bactrocera tryoni
Lineage: Eukaryota; Metazoa; Arthropoda; Insecta; Diptera; Tephritidae
Product: putative nuclease HARBI1
Exons: 3
Coding region: 1382-1759 (125 amino acids)
Source: RefSeq, a predicted model, not a curated record